Molecule: messenger RNA, 1494 nt
Organism: Nilaparvata lugens (brown planthopper)
Lineage: Eukaryota; Metazoa; Arthropoda; Insecta; Hemiptera; Delphacidae
Exons: 6
Coding region: 448-1071 (207 amino acids)
Source: RefSeq, a predicted model, not a curated record
CCAUUGAGUGCAGCAAAAAGCCGGCUCUCAUUCGGCCAUCGUCUGUUCUCGGGGGUGGAUCGCGCGACACAACCUCAAAGUAAGCCGCGUGUUCGAAAUCGCGAUAAGCAUUCAGUUUACGAUAUCCAUAAAAAUACGUGUUGUUUGGAUCCACACAGAUAUUGACAUCUUUCAAGAUCCAUUUAUAUUGAUAUAAUAAUUCAAUCAGUUCCAGAAAAAUUCCAAUUACUAAAAUAAGUACAAGAGAAUUUUCAAAUAAUUGUGAAACAUUAUCCAAUUUAUCCAGUAACUCAUUGAACAAAAUUGGAAGGAACAUCAAAUUCAAAUGAAACCAAGUGAUUUCAAGACACUACAGUAAGUGAUUGAGUGUGAGUGAGUGAACUGAGAAACUGAACAAUACUAAAUUCCGAACAAUUGUUCUUGAUUUGGAGUGGAUACAGUUUGGAAAUGGAAGAGGAGACCAAAAUAAACGAUGAUAAUCAACAGAAGAGGAUUCGGAAGAUUUCAAAUGCACGAUUCAAGCCGGAAGUAGAGGAUUCGAGAAUGGGACUGAAUCACCGGAAAGAGUCGAACGCAGGUCUCUGCAGCGAGGAUAUCACUCCUUCAGAAGAGAAACUUCUUGACUACGAUUUCUACCCGUUUGCAGUUGUUCUGCGACUACGAGUUUUACAGAUUGUAUGCGGCGUUUCAGUUUUGGUAAUGGGAACCGUGGCGUUCAUUCAGGAGCGAGGCAGCUUGAAUCUUGGUCUGGGAAUGCCAGCCGGAAUUAUCACAGUCACUGCCGCAGCUGUGAGCAUCCACACGAGCCGCGGCUUCAGCGGCUACUCGCAGCCGAACUGCGUGCCGCAACUGCGCUUCCUGGGCCCCACUGUGCGCGUGGCCAUUCCACUCACCUGCCUCUGGAUGUGCUCCAUCACCCUGCACACCGUUCUCUCCAUCCUGGCAGUGGUGUCGCUUGUCACGUCGCCCGACACCACCGUGCUCGCUGCCAUCCUGCUCUUCCUCUCCUUCCUGUGUCUGCUGGCCGUCGUUCUGAUUGUGCGGAUCGACUGCACCUACGACCCCGACUGACCGGGACUCGCCUCGGAACUGCCGCCGCCCGCCGUCAGUGUCAUCGGCAUCACUGCCGGCAUAUCCACCGACAGGCCUAGUCGGGUUGCGUGGGUCGUUUAAAUGUUCUAAUUUCUCAUACCAAAAACAAGGUGUCAAAGGAAUUUGUAUGUAGCCUAUAAAUUUAAUUAAGAAUGUUUUGGAUCCAGUCAUGAAAUGGGUAAUUUGAUGAAAUUUUAUUUAUAUGUAUUCUGAAUAAUAUUUAUUUUAUCAACUUGAGUAUAGGAGCAAAACCAGACAAACCACUUUCAUUUAUAUUGGUGUGUGAAUAGAAUUUCUAGAACAAAUGAAAAAAUCUGGUGUGGCGCACUCACACAACUUUCCUUGCCGUUAUGAAAAUUGAUCACCUGACGCUAGUGUUCUCGCGCAUCCCAAGUCUACUAU